Striga asiatica is the source of this 969-nucleotide messenger RNA. The record is from the annotation of a GenBank genome assembly. Lineage: Eukaryota; Viridiplantae; Streptophyta; Magnoliopsida; Lamiales; Orobanchaceae.
AUGGCUGGUGCUAUGGAUUUUUGGAGUAGCACAGCAGUUGUAGAUCCUUUUGAUGGUGGUGAACUAAUGGAAGCACUUGAACCUUUCAUGAAAAGUGCUUCUUCCACACCACCCGAUUCUUCCACCCCAUCCUUCUCCCUCUCUUCUGACCAUUUUUUUGCUAUGUCCAAUCUCCCUCCUUCCACCUCAUUUCCCUACUAUCCCUCCACUCAUCCCACCGCGUACCAGCCGCAGGGCUCAGCCCAUGAUUAUUUGUUUGGGCUGGGCCAGGAGCAUCAGCCCACACUUUUGGGCCUCAACCAGCUAUCCCCAUCCCAGAUCCACGACAUCCAAGCCCAAAUCGCCUCAAGCCCAUUCCAGGCCCAGUACCCUCCUAGCACUCACCACUACUUGGAGCCCAUGCCCGUCCCCGUAAAGCCGGCCGGCUCGCCGCCGAAGCUGUACCGUGGGGUCCGGCAGAGGCACUGGGGCAAGUGGGUCGCCGAGAUCCGGCUGCCCAAGAACCGGACCCGGCUUUGGCUCGGGACAUUCGACACCGCCGAGGAGGCGGCGCUGGCGUACGACAAGGCGGCGUACAGGCUGCGGGGAGACUCGGCCAGGCUGAACUUCCCCCACCUCCGCCACAGCGGCUCCCACAUCGGCGGGGAAUUCGGUGAGUACAAGCCCCUCCACGCCACCGUCGACGCCAAGCUCGACGUCAUCUGCCGGACACUGGCGGAGGGCAAAAGUAUCGACGCUGUCAAGAAGGUGAAGGGAUCCAGAUCUCGAAAGUCCGCCGCCGCCGCCGCCGCCGCCGUGGAGGAGGAGAAAGGUGAGAAGGGGGUUUCGGGGUCGGAGAGCGACGGGUCGGUGGUGACGUCACCGGUUUCGGAUCUGACGUUGAUUGAGUUUUCGGAGGAGCAGUCGGGUUGGGAGAUGGGAUCUCUGCCCAAGUACCCGUCCUAUGAGAUCGAUUGGGAUGCUUUGUAA